This is a messenger RNA of Cannabis sativa, 633 nucleotides long. RefSeq lists its product as uncharacterized. The record is from RefSeq and is a predicted model, not a curated record. The coding region runs from base 1 to 633 and encodes 210 amino acids. The transcript has a single exon. Lineage: Eukaryota; Viridiplantae; Streptophyta; Magnoliopsida; Rosales; Cannabaceae.
AUGGUCUCUUUUGAAAUCCUACAUUAUCUUAAGCGGAAGCAAGUGGGCAAGGAUGGGUUUAUGGCGUUGAAAUCGGAUUUAAGUAAAGCCUAUGAUAGAGUGGAUUGGCAUUUCUUGUGUGUUAUGCUUACUCGGAUGGGAUUCGUUGAUAAAUGGGUUUGUCUUAUCUUUGGAUGCUUGUCCUCGGUACAGUACCAGAUUGUGAGUAGUGACCGAACUAUGGGUCCUAUUGUGCCUAGUAGAGGCCUCCGACAGGGAGACCAUAUAUCACCAUAUCUUUCUUUGGUGUGUGUUGAAGCUUUUUCUACUCUUAUUCGCAAAUUUGAAAAGAGGAAGUGGCUGCAUGGUUGUAAAGUGGCUAAUGGAGCGCCUAGUGUCUCUCGUAUGCUCUUUGUAGAUGACAGUUUUUUGUAUUAUAAGGCGACUAAUGGAGAGAUGAAUCGGGUUCUUCAGUUACUUAGGAUGUUUGCUACUGCAACGGGACAACAUGUUAAUUUUCGAAAGUCUUCUGUCUUUUUUAGCACUAAUACUUCAUCUAAUAUGCGACAGACCAUCUGUACUACUCUGGGAAUUCAUGAAGCGACUGAGCACAAUAAGUACUUGGGGUUGCCGAGUAUUGUUGGCAGGAAUUAA